Paralichthys olivaceus (Japanese flounder) is the source of this 1594-nucleotide messenger RNA. RefSeq names its product mesogenin 1 (gene msgn1). The record is from RefSeq and is a predicted model, not a curated record. Gene Ontology annotation, biological process: mesoderm formation; regulation of transcription by RNA polymerase II. Gene Ontology annotation, cellular component: nucleus. Gene Ontology annotation, molecular function: RNA polymerase II cis-regulatory region sequence-specific DNA binding; protein dimerization activity; DNA-binding transcription factor activity, RNA polymerase II-specific. NCBI's taxonomy places the organism in Eukaryota, Metazoa, Chordata, Actinopteri, Pleuronectiformes, Paralichthyidae.
UUACAGAUAGACUCUUGUGCAGAGGAAAAGUCACAUUAUUUCACAUUGAAAGUGGCCAAAUGUGUGCUUAUUUAAAUGGAAACAGACUUUUAAGAUUCAGUUCAAGGACAGUUAGAAAUUAUUUGUCUCUGUAUUAAUACACCAUAUAUUCUACAGACAUGCAGGGCAAUAACUAUUUCUGACACUGAACCUCCAGUUGCUCUAAUAUUCUGCAUUUCUUCUAUAAAAAAUGUUUCUGAAAGGCUUUUAAUUGGUUUCAAAUCGUUUUGGCUGAUGUGUGUUGGCACAUAAAACCUCCAGACUGAAGACACACGCAGGCCUGACUUGUCGGAGACGUGUGAAGGUCUCAGGUGAAAGUGCAGCCUCCCAUUUCUUCAUUAGACACAUCACAUCAAAGUGAUAAUUGUCGCCGUGCAGACUUUAAAGAGUAAUUUCCCACCAAAGGAAUCUAAUUAUUUUUCUUUCUAUCACAUUAUCCGUCUAUUUAGCCUUAUUCACACCCCAGUGAUAACGAAAGACGUCCUUCGGGAAGGUUGCAUUUUGUCACUUGGGGUCUUCUUUGAACUUUUCUUUCCCCCUUUGCUUGAGCUGUGAACCCAUAAACCUCCGGAGAUCUGGGUCCGUAUAAGAACGCUUUGGCAAAAUCCAGUUCACAGACGCCUGUAUGCCAGAGAGACGCGUUGGAUAUUUCUAACAUGGACAUGGAGGCGGUUACAGCUAAGAUUCUGUCCGAGUGGAAGAGCUGUGAGGGCACUUUUGGGGAAGGGGACUCGCUCCAGUCCUCCUCUCCGGAGUCCUCGAUGGACUCCAUGUGUUCCUCGCCGGAGAUGUGCUACUCCAGCGGGCAUCACCGGGACAACAAGGAUUUCUCUUUCGGCUUCGGGGGACUCGGUGCGGUUCCGGCGACGCAGCGGCAGGGCAAACCCAAGAUGUCCACCAAAAGACGCAUGAAGGCCAGCGAGAGGGAGAAGAUGCGCAUGAGGAGUCUCGCGGAGGCUCUGCACCAGCUCCGUGACUACCUGCCGCCUGACUACAGCAAGAGAGGGCAGCCUCUCACCAAGAUACAGACCCUCAAAUACACCAUCGAGUACAUCAACAAGCUCUCAGACAUCCUCAGCCGCGCGUAACGGACGCGUCAUGGACCACUUUUACGCACUAGGUUUAUCCUCUCCUGGACAUUUGGAUGGAUCGGUGGAGCUAGUUUUAUAUUUCCGAUGAGCAGUGCCACAUGUUUAUGAAAACAUAAAUGUCAUUGAAUGUGUUUUAUCGUCUUGUUUUUGCCCUUCACGUGAUGUAAAUAUUGUUUAUCGGGCACUUGGCGAGUAUUUUUGUAAAUGAAACUGCCUUUGUUGGAAUUAUGAAUUCAGUGUUUGGACACAAAGCUGGGAUGUAUAUGUUGAUGGGUAUGAAACACAGAAAAAUGAAAUAAUCUCAUGUUUGUGUUAUAAUGUAGAGAAACAUCAUAUUUAUUCAAACAUACAUUAGAUGUGAAGUAGCUGUGUGAUGUGAGGUGUUGUUGUGUAUGUGAGAGAUAGUAAAUCAUUUGUGCUGUUGUAAAAUAUUAAAUAUUCAUUCCCACGCUUAAAUCACAUAA